Messenger RNA from Sphaeroforma arctica JP610, 1213 nucleotides. RefSeq lists its product as hypothetical. The transcript has a single exon. The record is from RefSeq and is a predicted model, not a curated record. Bases 155 to 1168 code for a protein of 337 amino acids. Lineage: Eukaryota; Ichthyosporea; Ichthyophonida.
GUUUUUUUUCUUCGGUUUGUAACUGUAUGAGUUUCUCCUGAUAUUUCACCUUUGUUACACAUAUUUUAUGUGAUAUAUCAGGAGUUUGAUCGCCGACAAUUGUCACAAAACAGAACGAAGUGUUACACGGCUAUAAAAUUUUAGUAAAUUCACCAUGUCCAAACCCGUGACUAGUGGUUCGUGUAUUUCACUCAAAACUGCUGUCGGUAUGCCCGUCUGUGCGACUAUCGAACAUUCAAAACCUGCUUCCAAACCCAUAAGCAGACUUAUGCGAACACUUAGUGCCCCUUCUUCUGUCAGUUCACGAAAAUUCAAAUGCAGAGAUAUGCCUGCAGCCGGUUCCAAAUCAAAUAGAGAUGUAUCAAAACUAGGUGACCUUUCAGAGAGUACCAGCAAUAUUGACAAAGUUUUGAACGACGAAUUUGAGUUUGACACAUGGCAAUCGCAUCUGGGACGAGGUGCUAUUGAGAGCUGCACCACAAUAUUGCCAAUACUAGAAGACUGUGAACGAACCUCAGAUAAAGAACUGGGACAGGAGUUAAAGGAGUGCGAUCGAGUCCCAGAGAACAAUCUGAGAAGAAUGUCAGCUCCCAAUCUUAUCCGAUUUGUCAGAAAAUCUCUCAGAAAGACUUUCCACAGUAAUUAUCAUGAAGUUGGUCACACAACUCUUUGUGAAGGAGAAGAAACGACGUUCAAACACUUCAAACCUAUACAUCCAAAGCGCCAGAACGUGUUAUCUACCACUGCGUGUGGCGUUGAGGAACAGCAGCCGGGGUUGCUAGAGUUACUGACCUCAACGGACUACCGAGGCAAUUUGCUGCGACAGCGGCUACUCAAGUACUCGCGGGAACAAUACUGCGAAGAGAAUUUGUUAUUUUUGCAAGAUUUUCUCAACCUGAGUGAGGCAAGUAUUAACGGUGAUGUCAGUUCCAAAAGUCAACAUUUGCUAGAUACCUAUAUAAAGGAUGCCGCCAUUUCGCAGAUCAAUAUUUCCGGCUCGAUGCGGCAGGCAGCAAUCACAUCAGCCGAAAAGGGCGAAGUUUCAGCGCUCAGUGAAUCGCUAGCACAAAUAGCCCAACAAACCACAAGGAACUUCAGCAUUGGAGUGUACAAGCCAUUUUUGAACAGCUUAAAUUACAGAUCGAGCCUUUAUCAUAUUGAGAAUUAAUUAUCCGCACCCGACAUUUUAAGAUUCCCUAUAUGUCCAAAAAAU